CCUCCUUUGCAUUCAGCAGCUGGAUGCUCCUGUCAGCUGCUCUCGCUGCAAGGACGGACUUUCGGGAGCUGUGGAUGAUGGAGACCCUACGCAGGAGCCUUUCCCGUUGGAAGAGGUACCACAUCAAGGUCCACCUGGCCGAGGAGGACCAGCUGCUCCCGCUGACGGUGCGGCCGACGGAUACCAUGAUGGACUUGAGAGCUUACUUGGUCCGGGAAGGCGUCACGUCUUGGAAAAAAAACUUCCACUACAAUGCCCGUCAACUGGAUGAGCACGAAACGGUCAAAGAGGCCAAGAUCCAGAACGGUUCGGUGGUCUUGCUAGUUAGCGAGAAAAGAUGAAGCUUCCUUGGGGAGCAAUUCCCAGCAUGGUGCUAUCAUUCGGUGGGACGGAGUUUGUCGUGCUGACAGUCAAAAGGUGGAGGAAAAAAAAAAUCCAGUUCCUUGAAACAGCUGGGAAGAAUAGAAGGAGUGAACCAGAAGAGGCUACCACCGCCACUGUCCACCCCUCCUGAUUUCCAGAUCUGGCUGUCCAGAUUUCCUUCGGCAUCGCAGCCGGAACCGCUGACCGAGCGAUGAGGCUACAUUAGGAUGAGGGCAUCAACCCAGCUGUUUUUUUUUUGGUGCUUCCUACCACUCCCUCUUUGGAGUUUCUGGUUUCAGCCGCGAGGGAGAAACAGGUUUUAAGGAGGAGGUUUGGCCCAGCCGCUGGUUUGAAAAGGAGAAAUUCAAGCUUGCCGAUGGGCGUGGGGAGGGUGGAGCGAAGGAAAGUUUCGGUGUUCGGCAAGAGGCGAAACCACGUUUCUGAAGGUGUAACUUUCUUUUCUUUUUCUUUUUUUUUGCAAAAAGUUUUUUAUUUUUUAAACAAACACAACAUAAAAACAUCGUCCUUCCAAAACAAUCACGGACAGUGUUUUGAUCGGUUAAAAUCAUUUCGUGCUCUCAAAGAAUUUUCACAGUGUCAUUAUAUGACAAAUGUUUUUUCCCUCUAGCAGAAAACAAAUAUUUAAACAUUUUAUCCAAAUUUCAUGACCAAAUUUCAUGAUCCUGACCAAAAUGGAUUCCUGCCAAAAAGACAAAUAAGAGACAAUAUAAGAAUAAUUUUGGCUACCUUAAAAUAUUAUGAAGCUCAUCCUGAAAGGCAGAUGGCUUUGAUAUUUCUAGAUGCACAAAAAGCCUUUGAUAAUGUGAAUUGGCGAUUUAUGAUGUUACAAAUGGAGGAGAUGGAUGAGAUUGGAAAGAAAUUUCUUCAGGCAAUUGAAGCUAUAUACUCUAAACAAAAGGCCAAGGUUAUGAUAAAUGGAGAACUGUCUGAUUUUAUUGAAGGUGUAACUAUUUCUUAUGGAGGGAGCUUAAUUUCAGGGUUAAAUCUCCCCGUGCUCUGCGAACAGAUCUCAGAUAUGGCUUUGGAGAGUGACUUUGGGUAGAAAAGGCCAUCGUAGGCAAGCCCUGUCGUUUCUGAGAACCAUGAGGACUGGAAACUUACUGCCGUUCCAAAUGAAUUUAUUUAUUCAAUUAAUGCCUGUCUGUCUUCCAAUAUUUGAGGGGCUGCCUCAAAGAAGGGGGGGGGUUUCCACCUAUUCUCCAAAGCACCAGAAAGCAAUGAGAAGAAACAAUGAAUAGAAACCAGGGGUGAAAUCCAGAAGGUUCCGACAGGUUCUGAAGAACUGGUAGCGGAAAUUUUUGAGCAGUUCGGAGAACCGGCAGCGGGAAUUUUGAGUAGUUUGGAGAACUGGCAAAUACUACCUCUGGCUGGACCCAGAGUGGGGAGGGAAUGGGGAUUUUGCAGUAUUCUUCCCCUGGAGUGUGGUGGGAACGGAGAUUUUGCAGUAUCCUUCCCCAAGCCACACCACGCCCACCAAGCCAUGCCCACAGAACCGGUAGUAAGAAAAUUUGGAUUUCACCACUGAUAGAAACUACAGCUGGUCUUCAACGUACGACCACAAUUGAGCCCAAAAUUUAUGUGGCUAAGCAAGACAGGUGUUAAUUGAAUGUUGCCCCAUUUUACUGGCCUUUCUUACCACAGUUGUUAAGUGAAUCGCUGCACUUGUUCAAUUGGGAACACGAUUGUUAAGUGAGUCUAGUUUCCCCGUUGCCUUUGCUUGCCGGAAGGGUCGCAAACGGGGAUCGCGUGACCCCGGGACACUGAUGACGGUCAUAAAUGUGAAUCAGUUGUCAAGCAUCCAAAUACGUGAACACGGGGACGCUGCAAUGGUCGUAAGUGUGAAAAAUGGUCAUAAGUCUCUUUUUUCAGUGCCGUUGUAACUUUGAAUGUCCACUAAGCGAACUGUUCUAAGUUGUAAUCAAGGAGAGGAGCAACCUAAAACUAAGGAGGAAUUUCCUGUCAGAGAGAACAAUUAACCAGUGGAACAGCUUGCCACCAGAAUUUCUGGGUGUUCCAACACUGGAAGUUUUUAAGAAGAGAUUGGACAACUAUUUGUCUGAAAUGCUAUAUGCAGGGGUGAAAUCCAGCAGGUUCUGACAGGCUCUGGAGAACCGGUAGCGGAAAUUUUGAGUAGUUCGGAGAACCGGCAAAUACCACCUCUGGCUGGCUCCAGAGUGGGGUGGGAAUGGAGAUUUUGCAAUACCCUUCCCCUGCCACGCCCACUAAGCCAUGCCCACCAAGCCAUAUCACGCCCACAGAACCGGUAGUAAAAAAAAAUUGGAUUUCACCACUGGUAUAUAGUCUCUUGGGAUUGGACUAGAAGACCUCCAAGGUCCCUUCCAACUCUGUUAUUCUGUUAAGUGACUCUGGGAGGCUUAUGAACAUAUAAUGUGAAAUAUAACUCCUGGUUGGCAGGCAGACAGAGCCAGAUUUAAACCUGGAUAAGCAAUCAGCUCUCAGUUCUCGGAAAACUACUCCGGAUUAAGCUAGAAUUAGAUAGAUUUGCAUUUAAUGCCCUCGGCCUGGAAAAAGGUCAAUGUGAGCCAUUUUGUGUCUUCUCCUGCCUAAGACGGCAUCAAGCUGGCUUCCUGUCUGAACCUUCUACUUCAGGACGAACCUUGGAUGCAUCUACGGGUAGUCCUCGACUUAUGACCGCCUGUGUGCUGAAGCGAUGUGGACGUUAAGCGAGCCAUGACAGAUUUUCCAAGCUUGUUUGGCACCGUCCUUAAGCAAAGUGACUUCUGACUGCCAGUUGGUGUUCAUGGAUGUCUUCAGCCUGUUUGUCUUACCUGUUAAUGGCUCUUACCUUGUAUAUUGUACCUGAGUCCCGUCCUUCCUUAAAUAAAUCUGUACGAGAGAAAAACCUAUUCCCUGAACGCACCCAAACAUGCGUAAUUGAAAUAAUGUUUACAAUAUGCAUCUAAGAAAAAUGCACUAAUUUAUCCGGAAACCAGAUAGCAGUAACUGUGAGAGGGAUUGUUGGAGUUUUACUGGACAACCAGUUAAAUAUGAAGAAGAAUAGAAUAGAAUAGAAUUCUUUAUUGGCCAAGAGCCUUGGUGGCGCAGCAGACUAAAGUGCUGUUAAGUAGCACCAGCUGCCUGCAAUUACUGCGAGUUCAAAUUUCACCAGGCUCAAGGUUGACUCAGCCUUCCAUCCUUCCGAGGUAGGUAAAAUGAGGACCCGGAUUGUGGGGGCAAUAAGCUGACUUUGUAUAAAAAAUAAAACACCGCUUAGUGGGGGCCGAAAGCCCUACUAAGCAGGUAUAUACAAAAGUAUGAAGGCUAUUGCUUAACG
This is a messenger RNA of Pantherophis guttatus, 3679 nucleotides long. It is a transcript of the gene TINCR, whose product is annotated as TINCR ubiquitin domain containing. The record is from RefSeq and is a predicted model, not a curated record. NCBI's taxonomy places the organism in Eukaryota, Metazoa, Chordata, Lepidosauria, Squamata, Colubridae. Gene Ontology annotation, molecular function: protein binding.